AUGAUCCUCAAGAAGCCCUCCAGUACGAAAACAAUGUCGUGGAAUCAGGUACCUUAUCAGCGACACUCCCAAGGUGGUGGACUCCUUCGAGUGGAUCAAAUCAAGUGGCGGCGCACAAUCCAAGAGCUCCUCAAGGCCAAGGACGCCGAUAUCCUUAAAAUCCUCAAGAAUGAUAAUUUCAUUCCAGAAUGGUCCGGAGCAGUGUGUCCCAAAUGUGAGACUGGUCCAGAAGGGCACUCGUUGCAGAUGCAAUCUACUGCGCUUCUACUUCGCCUCGCCUCCGUUCCCCUCAGUGUCAUCCAUUUGGUCACUCACAUGAACCACAAGGCCAUCGAGAAGAUGAACCGCAGCCUCAUGCUUCUACGAAAGGCCCAUGUCAUCAAAGCCGAGAAGGCUAUCGUUUUCGGAGGUGCUCCCCGUGCCUGGAGAGAUGUCGAGGUUGACGAAGCAACCUUCGACAAGAAAACCUUGACUCCAAUGGAAUUGUCGGAUGCAGACAGGCACGCGGGCAAAAACACCAUCUGGGAGCAGUGGGGCGGAUUGGUCCAGCGCGGGUGCCCUAAGACCUUGGUGCUCGUCAAACUGAAUCCAGCUAUCACUGUUCCUCGUGCUCCAGGACCGGGAGCCAUGAGGAAGGUCGACUGGAAGCCCCUUGCACUCAAAUAUCUUCAGAACCGUCGCGUCGUGCUGCACUCGGACUCGGCCCGGUCCUACCGCAUGAAGGUCCCGCGCAUGUUGCACGAUGUGGUGGUUCACAAGAAGAAGCAGGUGAAGCGAGGUGGCAAGUGGAUCUGGUUGAAGCCAAACUAUGUCAAGAUGUCCACCCACAAGCUCCCUGAUGGCAGCAAAAUUAAAACUAAAGCCGGCACUCAGAUAAUUGAUCGUGCCUGGCGGUUCAUCAAGGAGCGCUUGCGCAGAAAUCAAAAUGCCAAGGCUUCUUCUGCCAUGAUGUCCCUGCAGGUGCGGAGUGCCCAGUGGGAGUACUGGCACCGCAAUGACGACUUGUGGGUGUGCACAGGGGAAAUUUUGAAAGAGUACACUGCCGGGUUCGCUAAGCGCCCUGGUCAGUAA
Symbiodinium pilosum is the source of this 1071-nucleotide messenger RNA. The record is from the annotation of a GenBank genome assembly. NCBI's taxonomy places the organism in Eukaryota, Dinophyceae, Suessiales, Symbiodiniaceae.